Antechinus flavipes (yellow-footed antechinus) is the source of this 4646-nucleotide messenger RNA. It is a transcript of the gene RNF141, whose product is annotated as ring finger protein 141. Lineage: Eukaryota; Metazoa; Chordata; Mammalia; Dasyuromorphia; Dasyuridae. Bases 205 to 900 code for a protein of 231 amino acids. The transcript is spliced from 6 exons. The record is from RefSeq and is a predicted model, not a curated record. Gene Ontology annotation, molecular function: ubiquitin-protein transferase activity. Gene Ontology annotation, biological process: protein autoubiquitination.
CCGCCGCUACGGCCGCCGCCGCCGCCGCCGCCGUCGGAUCCUUCCGUCCCGGAGCUGCCGCCUGCGGGUUUGGCGGGGCUGGUGCGGGCGGCGGGACGGUCCCUCAGCGCCGUCGCCCCCGCGGGGACCGCGAUGCCGUGAAACCGAAAAACGCCACAUGUGAAUGAAACACCACUCUUAACUGGAUUUUGAAUUGCAUUCACCAUGGGACAGCAAAUUUCUGAUCAGACGCAAAUGGUUAUAAACAAGUUGCCUGAAAAAGUAACCAAACACAUCUCUCUGUUUCGAGAAAGUGGUUCUCUUACCUAUGAGGAAUUUCUGGGGAGAGUGGCUGAACUGAAUGAUGUAACUGCAAAAGUGGCUGCUGGCCAAGAAAAGCACCUUCUCUUUGAGGUACAGCCAGGAUCAGAUUCCUCUGCCUUUUGGAAGGUGCUUGUACGCGUGGUGUGUACCAAGAUUAACAAGAGCAGUGGAAUUGUAGAAGCUUCAAGAAUCAUGAAUUUAUAUCAGUUUAUCCAACUUUAUAAAGAUAUCACAAGCCAAGCAGCAGGAGUCCUGGCACAAGGCCCCACUACUUCUGAAGCAACUGCUGAAAGCUUGUCAUCUGUGUCUUCCUGUCAGGCCAGCAUUUGGAUGGGAAGAGUGAAGCAGCUGACUGAUGAGGAGGAAUGUUGUAUUUGCAUGGAUGGGCGAGCCGACCUCAUUCUACCCUGUGCCCACAGCUUUUGUCAGAAGUGCAUUGAUAAAUGGAGUGAUCGCCACAGGAACUGUCCUAUCUGCCGCCUACAGAUGAGUGGGGUCAAUGAUUCUUGGGUUGUGUCUGAUGCACCUACAGAAGAUGACAUGGCUAACUAUAUACUUAACAUGGCUGAUGAGGCCGGCCAGCCUCACAUGCCAUGAAACUGGGGACUUUUGGUCACUUGGGUUGUAAAUCCCAUUUGGGGAUGGAGUAAAGAAUAUAGGGGCAUCAAUGUCAUGAGCACAUGAAAAUUGAUUCCUCCCUUCACCCCAUCUCUAUUUUUGCCACUCUUUUCCACAAUUUAUUCCAUCCCUUUUGAUAAAUUUCAUGAAUCUUUGUUUUGUUUUAAUCUAAAUUACUGUUUUAAAUCUUGUACAUGAGCCAGUCUAACGUUGGUAGGUAUCCCCAUUAGGUCCAUGGUGUUCUUUGAGAAUGCUUUGGCUGCUAAUUAGACAAGUAUCAUUUUGAGAAACUUCUGAAACACUGGUUUUAGGUAGGCAUGGUAGGUUUUGAUCAAUCCUGAGUACUUAGUAGUCAUAGCUUUCUGACAUACAAACCCACUUUAAAACAACUGAAAAUAGAAAAUAAAUCCAAGUGCUCAUUACUACUAAGCUAGUCGUUUUACUGGAAUUUAAAGGGUUGUUAUUGCCCCCUGCUGGUUAAUAGUGACUCCAUUAAUGAUCUCUGCAUGAAUUAACCACAGAUGCUUCCUAAUCAAGCAGUUUGUGAUUCAGAGAGAAUAGAUAAUGAAACCUAUAUACUGCAAAGGGAGAAAGAAAUCUAGAGCUUCUGAAAUUAUUUUUGCCAACAAAUAUUUUGGGGGGAAACUCGCUGUGGGCUGCUCGAUGGUUUCUAACACUCCUUGUGCAAAAUCCUGGGGUUUGAUAGGCACAUUUUUCUUAAUAGAAAAGCUCUAAAUUCUUAUACUUUCAAACUCUAUAUACUGGAAACAAAUCUCUACUAAAUGAUAAAUUGCUCAGUAUUGACCAUGGUGCUUUUUCGUUUCAUGAUUUGGUAUCAUCUUCCUAAGAUUUCAGAAUGUUCAUACUUAGGAGGUUAAAAGGAUGAGAAACCAGUGGUCCUGCUUUUUCCCUAUAAGUGUAGAAUCUUCCUGAAAUAGGGACAAAGUUUAGGCUGGUUGGCUAAGAAUAUUCAACAAUACAGGAGUAAGGAUUCAGUUAGAGGCAAUAUUCUCAAAGCAUUUCGACCUCUUUGGUGAAAGAGGGAAAUGUUCAUAGAGAAAGCGUUUGGUUUGUCGUGAUUCUUAACAUUCAGCACUCAUGAAGGUUUUCUUUAAAAGCCAAUGUAUUCAACCUUCCGGAAACCAUUCUGACCUCUUUAGUUGAAGUUGCAAACAUACAAUACUGUAAGCACUGGGGCAGAUGGUUUAUGUUGCUAUUUCAGGGAGUGGCUUUGUGUAGGAUUGUGUGUGUAAAUGGAAGAUUCUUCCUUUCUUUUUUUUUUAGCAAGUGUGCAAAUAAAAUUAAUGAUCCAUUCAUAGGGAAAAAAACCAACAACAGCAGCUUGUUCUUUCUAAUUGGCAUCAUUCUCCCUUCAGACGUCAGAGAUCUGAGGAGUCGUGGCUUACACAGAUUUUGCCCCUUUUCAUAUCUGUGGCUAUAUUACUAGCCGAUGGAUGCUUGUGGGCUGAGCGCCUUAGGGCUAAAUCUGGACUUGUUUUCAGAAUGAUUUGUAGAAGAGGUCUUUGUAAGCCUAGUUCAAAUUACUUUUUAAUAUAGUCACAUAUACAUUAUAUGUAUACCAUAUAAUAUUUUGGCCUUGUUUAAAAAAAUAGAAUUGCCAAGAAAACCAAACCCUUUGCUCUCCCAGUUUUAAAAUAAACCAUGGGACACACAUUCGGCAGUGGUGCCUAAACAUUAUUUGGCUUUCGUUGGCGCCCACUGAGCGUGUCUGGAAAUGAGUUCCAGGCUUAAAAAAUCAUAUUCUUAGGCUGGCUCUGAUUCCAGGACACAUCUUCAAACAUACUUCAUCUAAUUGUGAAAUGCCUUCUUUCUUCAUUCCCAUUGUCUUGUAAUUCCAUGAAAGGCCAGAAGAUUUAUGUUUUGGAUAUGGGGCUACAAUUGUUAGGGUGAGGGUAGUAAUGAGAGCUGUAGCGGGUUUGCAAGCCCUGCUCCCCACUUCCUUAAAUACAAUUCCCUGUGUCUUACUAAGCAGUGAGUGUAGGUGAUGACAGCGAUUAACUGAGAUAUGGUGCUUUGAGUUUUUGAAGCACUUUCUAUACAUUAUCUCAUUGAAACCUCACAAUGGCCUCCUGCAGGAUAGCUCCUGUAGUUAUAACCCCCAUUUUACUGAUGGUUCCAUUGAGGUUCAGAGAGGGGGAAAUAAUUUGCCACAGUCACACAGCUAGUGUAUAAGGCAGGAUUUUAAUUAAGAUCUUCCUGAGUCCAUAUGCAGGUCUCUCUCCCCAGUCUCAUACUGAUAGCAUCCCCACUCAGCAGAAUCAUUUUCUUGGCUAACUUUCACUGUGCCAUCUCUGCAGGUUGGCCUUAUAACAUUUCCUUCCACUUAUCUUUUCUCUUUCAGGGAGUUAAUGACUAGCCAUGAGCAUUGAGGAAAUAUAUUACUAAAACCUCUCUUAUUCUUCAAACUGUGUUCCACCCCAAACACUGACUGCUAUGCAGGAUCAUCAUGUAGUUUUCAUUAACCUCAUCAAAAUAAAUGGGACACUGACACCCCCAUUUUUUUGCUGAUUCUAUCAAGCUUUGCGAUUUUUUCCUUCGCAUGUGAAUGAAAUGUAGUUUUUAUUGUAGGAUGAACUAAUUCCCAAAAUUGUAAUUUUGCUUAAGGUGAAGGUGUAAACUUUUUUAUCUUUUACUUUUAAAUCUUUUGUAAUUAGAAAGUACUAAAAUGCACUUGCUGUGCCAGGAGAUAGGAACUGGUGUAACUUGUGCCUUCCAGAGCUGGUGAUAAUCUCAUGCACUGACUCUAAGGAACUGGAUUUGUUUAUUUGUUAAUUGAGAAAAUGUUGACACUUUGUUGAUUGACAAAAUGUCUUUUUCGUAAAUGCACUAAAAGGGUUCCAAAAUCUACUGAUAACUAUACCAUUUCCAUGUGCUAGGAUAAGUUUGAAUAUGAGCUGCUUGCUUGCUUCUACAUUUAGAUGCAAAUAGAGGAGCUGUUUAAAAUAACAAUGUUUCAUUAUUAAAAUGACUAUUUCUUACACUUUCCAAAAGGAAAGUCAUGUCUGAGUUUGCAGUUGGACACAUUAGGGACUAUUAAAUACUCCAGUUUGUAUUAUUAGAUCAGAUUGAUAAAUUGUGCAAUAAACAGUGGGGGGGAGGGGAGGAAAAGAUAGCUAUUGACAAUUGUUUCUUCUUACAAUUGUGUGAUUUACUAUUGUUAUGUAUUGUAAUUGGUUGGAUCUGUGGACUAACUAUAAAUUUAUUUUCCUUAGAGGGCUGUUUUUAUAUAUUGUAUAUUGGUUUCUAGUAGUAUUUCUGACUGACUUGUGACCUUUUCUCCCUGUUUUAAAAAAUCAAUUAAAAUUCAUUUGAGUUUAUUAAAACCAGGCCUUCUCAUGCCCAGAUUGCUUAAGGUGAUAAGUAAGGUACUAACAGCAGGUGGUAAGCCAGCUGCUGCUUCCUGCCACAAUCCCUAUUAUAAGUGGUUCUAAGUGCUAUGGUGAAUAAUUAGAGUGCUGGGGAAAAGCAGGCUUAUUUCCCACAAUUCAAGUUCCAAUUUUGAUUUUCUUAAAUAAGUCACAUUUGCUACUUUUACCAAAGAAUGGGGAGAAAAUCAUUUGAAGACAGGGAGAAUCCACUAAGCAUCUGUGUGGUGGGCAUGGGAGCAGAGAUGUAUGUAAGUGAAAACACAAGGGAGAUCUCUUGUGUAAGACUGUGUCUUCUCAUCAUAUUUGUGGAAAGUAGUAAAGACAACCGCUACGCUA